AUGGCAGAAGAAAUAAUUUUUUUUCAUCUCUUUAAUUGAAAGCUUGAGCUUAAGACCUAUAUGUGCAUUUUGCAAGAGAGUUUGAAAUCUUACCAGAAAAUUUUGAUCAAUAAAGACCCUUUAAAAGUGCUUUGACUCUCGACCAAAGCCAUGGAGAACUUGUUGAUUUCUCAAAUGCUGAAUGCUUUUAUGUUAACCCCAGGAGCUCAGGAGUGAUUUACAUUGACAACAAUUGCUCUCAGCUAUCAUUAA
This is a messenger RNA of Blepharisma stoltei, 252 nucleotides long. Lineage: Eukaryota; Ciliophora; Heterotrichea; Heterotrichida; Blepharismidae. The record is from the annotation of a GenBank genome assembly.